Molecule: messenger RNA, 2589 nt
Organism: Scatophagus argus
Lineage: Eukaryota; Metazoa; Chordata; Actinopteri; Scatophagidae
Gene: sult2st3
Product: sulfotransferase family 2, cytosolic sulfotransferase 3
Exons: 6
Coding region: 565-1431 (288 amino acids)
Biological process (GO): sulfation
Cellular component (GO): cytoplasm
Molecular function (GO): sulfotransferase activity
Source: RefSeq, a predicted model, not a curated record
UAUGUUUGGACUUAUCUCAUUUCAGUUGUCCCACUUAUCCCUGGGCAAUGUAGCAUGUUCAAUAUGCAGCCUGUUUUCCCACAUUGUUUCCACAUACAGACAGCAUACACGUAAAAUACCCAUGAUGCAUUCCUCAAAGUUUUUUAGACGCAAAUUAUACAUGACAUCAGUGCUGGACUUUUUUCAGCAGCACAAAAAAGAAAAGAAAAAACAACAACCACUGCUCUGAUAGGAAAUGCCUGUGAGUGAGACAAGUUUAUAAUGUAGGGUACCAGAUCCCCCUACUGACACUGAAGGAAGUAAUAUGCUACCUUCAUGUCUCGGAAAGUUGGUGUUAUAAAACAGUUUUAUUUAUACAAAAUUGCUCAGAUAAAAUGAUGAUGAAACGGACGCUGAAAUAACUGGCUGUUCAACGAAGAGAAAACUUUUGAUUUGGCAACUUGUUCGCUGUUUUGUUUCUGCUGACGUCUCAGUCAGAUUUUUCCCACACGAUGUGAACGCAGCACGGUAAACACCAGCCGCUGCAGCCGUGAUCUAUCUAUGCUUUAAAAUCCUGGCAGCAUAAUGUCUUCUCAAGACUUUUAUCUCUCGUAUCAAGGACUUCCACUUCCCAAAGAAACUCACUCCUUGGAGAGCUUGAACUUUAUUCGAGAAUUCACAUUUAAAGGCGACGACGUCGUGGCUGUCACAUAUCCCAAGUCAGGUACAAUCUGGAUGCAGGAGAUCCUCCCACUGGUGCUGAAUGGCGGGGAUCUGACACCAAUCCAAACCAUUCCUAACUGGGACAGGGUCCCCUGGCUUGAAGAGAAAAGAUUAGCAGUGGUUGUGGAUCAGCUGACCUCUCCACGGGCGAUGGUCACUCAUUUCCCUUACAACCUCAUGCCUCCUUCCUUCCAUGCCUCCAAAGCCAAGGUGAUCUAUGUCAUGAGAAACCCCAAGGACGUCCUGGUGUCAUCAUACUACUUCCACCAGAUGGCUGGAUUCCUCCAUGAUCCAGGAACCUUUGAUGAGUUUAUGGCCAGUUUCCUGGAGGGCAGAGUGCUGUUUGGAAAAUGGACAGACCACGUGAAGAGCUGGAGACAGACAGAGCUGGGAGACAGAAUAAUGUACAUCACAUACGAAGAAAUGGUUCAGGACCUUCCUGCAGCUCUCAGGAGGAUGUCUGAUUUCCUGGGACGUAAUCUGAGUGAGGAAGUCAUCCAGAAGAUAGCACAGCAAUGCUCCUUUAGGUCGAUGAAGGUCAACAACAUGUCCAACUUCAGCCUGGUCCCCAAAGAAUUGAUGGACAGUGACAAAACUCCAUUUCUCAGGAAAGGUGUUGUGGGAGACUGGAAAAACCAUUUCACCUCAGAGCAACUGGCCAAAUUCACAUCGGUCAUUCGCAAAGAGAUGGGGAAAGAGACUUACUCUUUGCCAUGGGACUUGGAUUGAACAACAGCUGGAACAAAGAUGGCGGGUGAAAUAGCUAUAGAAAUAAAAUAAAAUGAAUGAAUAUCAAGCAUGUAGGAAUUUGAUGCAAAAUUCUCAUACUUUUGGUUUUAAUAUUAAACGAAUAAAAGCAUUUAAGUGACUGCAUCCACACACUUAUGCUCCAGUACCAGACACAUUUUUUGUGUUUCUGCCAUGAAACAUGAUGAUGACGAUCACUGAAACAACAGUGAAGCACAAUGACGACUUCUUGCCCACUACACAAUGUCUCUUUUAUACAGUUGUCCUUCUUUUGUACUAAUUACUGCACAGUUGUACUAACAAUUUAGUCCAUACUAAUUACUGUAUAACUACUGAUAAGUAAUUACAAAUAUGACAUACAAUUUUUGGUAUUAAUUACGAGUAAUUACACUUUCCACUCGAUUUAUUACUGUUUACACCAAGUAGUUUAAAUUUAUUCUCUGAAAGUUUCUAAAUCUUAAUGUUAGGUUUAAUGAUUUUUUCACUAAACUAACUUGGUAUUUUACACAAGUAUUCAGGUAUAAAUUUAGUGUGUUUUAAUGUUAAGUAUUUCUACUCCUAAUUGUUCUUCUCCUAUUGUUUGUUGAGUGAUUCAUUAAAAGCUUUAUAAUUUUCAUAUUGUGUUAUGUUUAAACAUUUGGUCCUCUAGUAUAGAACUCUUACUGGAUUCAUUAUUUCCAUUUGUGUUAAUUACUGCUUGCUUUGGCCUCUAAGUAUAUACUUAAAGAAGUCAAGUCUACUUGGUCAUUUUUUAAAGUUUCUUUUUAUAAAUGAAACAUGGAGGCACAAACUUGCCAUACCAAGGUGAGCUGACCCAAUGUAAACCUCCUAAUGGUAGAGAAAAAGUAAUUUCAACUAAAUGUCACUGUUAGAUCAUGUUAACAAAGCAUUUAAUUAAACUAAACUAUAUUCAGUCUUACAUUUAGUGUUAGAGCUAAAUGGUAUGCGAGAAUACCAAGCGGCGCUUAUCAUCCCUCACACAAACUGCCACAGGUAUUGGUUUUCGGCAGACAAGCUCAAACAAGUCGAGUGCUCACAAUGUGCCUGGCAUCAAGCAGCAAAGAUCUGAUCUGUUGACGAAGGAGCUGUUGAUGAAAAACCACAUCAGACAUGUAGCAAGUAAAAGAUAUUUUGUUUAUG